AUGUCUCGGAAUUACGAGGCUGCGAUUGCAGCUCUCAACUCACUACAGUCCAACUUUGCAAUCAUCGACAAGCUGAGGAAGUCGGGGAAAGUCCUGAAUGAACAGUCUAUCCCGGAAACAGUGGAGUGGCUGCGUCGCAUCGGAUACCAGCCCUCCGACCUGAACCGACUCCAUCCCGUCCAUGUAGCGGGUACAAAGGGGAAAGGGUCGACGUCGGCAUUUAUUGCCUCCAUUCUCUCGCAGUACACCGUUCCCUCUUCGAAGAUUCACAAGACGGGUCUGUAUUCAUCGCCUCACCUGCGGUUUGCGCGUGAACGGAUUAAGAUCGACAACAGCCCCCUGUCUGAGGAGCAAUUUGCGCGGUAUUUCUUCGAAGUAUGGGAUCGACUGGAAGAGGCUGCCAGGGUGGAAGGCAAAGACCCGGCCGAUCCGACGGUCAAGCCGCAGUAUUUCCGCUACCUGACCCUGAUGGCGUUUCAUGCGUACAUCAGUGAGGGUGUGGACACCGCUGUGAUCGAGUGUGGGAUUGGCGGCGAGUAUGACUGCACCAACGUCAUCGAGAAGCCGGCGGUGUCGGCGAUCACCAGCCUCGGCAUCGACCACGUCGCCUUGCUGGGGUCGACGAUCGAGGAGAUUGCCUGGCACAAAGGCGGGAUCAUCAAGUCGGGGGUCAGGGCGUUUUCGGCGCCGCAGCCGGAAAGUGCUGAACAAGUCCUGCUGCAGCGCGCGGCGGAGAAGGGAACCGAGCUACAGAUCGUGAGAGGCCAUCCGGAGCUGACGCCAGGUGGUAACCUCAAGCUCGGCCUGGCGGGCGACUUCCAAUACUCCAAUGCGGCCGUGGCCGUUGCUGCAGCAGCAGAGGUUCUGCGGAACCGCGGGGUUGAAGGGAUUCCCAAGGAGAUCCUGACGGAACCCCUGCCCGUGGAAUUCAGAAAGGGUCUGGAGCUCACUCGCCUCGGCGGGCGAUGCGAGACCAGGCAGGAAGCCAAUGUGGAAUGGUACAUUGACGGAGGACACACGCUGGAGAGUAUACGCCUGGCUGGGCAGUGGUUCGCGUCUCAGAUCCAAGCCCACAUGGCUUCUUCCGGCGCUUCGUGCAAGAAGAAGCCGCGCGUCCUCAUCUUCAACCAGCAGACGCGGGACAGUACCGCGCUGGCUCGCGCUCUAUACGAGACUCUGGCGGCAGCCCUGGGGUCCGAAAAGCCCUUCACUCACGCCAUCUUCUGCACCAACGUCACCUACAAGGACGCCGGGUAUCGGCCUGACCUGGUCAGCGUCAACACCAACGCCACCGAUGUCGAGAAACUGCUCGUUCAACGGACCCUGGCGGAGGCCUGGCAGGCCAUUGACCCCAGCGCAGAGACCCAGGUCUUCAGUACGAUCGAAGAAGCAGUCGACUUUACAAGAGACCUUGCCGCCCAAGCCAGGGACACGGCCAGUGACAACAACACCCCUGUGAUGACUUUUGUCACGGGCAGCUUACACCUUGUCGGCGGGUUCCUCGAUGUCAUUGAAACCAAGCCACCCACCCAGUCCUGA
Molecule: messenger RNA, 1539 nt
Organism: Penicilliopsis zonata CBS 506.65
Lineage: Eukaryota; Fungi; Ascomycota; Eurotiomycetes; Eurotiales; Aspergillaceae
Exons: 3
Coding region: 1-1539 (512 amino acids)
Biological process (GO): tetrahydrofolylpolyglutamate biosynthetic process
Cellular component (GO): mitochondrion; cytosol; cytoplasm
Molecular function (GO): tetrahydrofolylpolyglutamate synthase activity; ATP binding
Source: RefSeq, a predicted model, not a curated record